This is a messenger RNA of Arabidopsis arenosa, 1408 nucleotides long. The record is from the annotation of a GenBank genome assembly. Lineage: Eukaryota; Viridiplantae; Streptophyta; Magnoliopsida; Brassicales; Brassicaceae.
UAUUAUAUUCCGGCGAAAUCACCUCAAUAACAAACCCUCUUCAGUGACAGAAUCCACAAACGAUAUUUCUUGAUUCUUCUUGUUUUUUGGCGAUUUUUUCUUCAUUUUCUUGGAUAUUAUGGCUUGGAUUCCGCCGUGGACGAGGGACGAUGACAAGCGUUUUGAGUUAGCCCUGGUGAUAUUCCCGGAGGGCUCGCCGUCGUUUUUGGAGAACAUCGCUCAGCUUCUGCAGAAACCUUUGGGGUUGGUAAAGUACCACUACGACGCAUUGGUCUACGAUGUUGCGCUUGUCGAAUCGGGUAAGUAUGCUUUACCCAAGUACCCGGACGACGAUAACGUGUCACUGACGGAAGCGACUCAGUCCAAACACGGGAUUCCUUGGACAGAAGAGGAACACAGAUUGUUUCUGGAUGGAUUGAACAAGUAUGGGAAAGGAGCUUGGAGUAUGAUAUCAAGGGAAUUUGUGAAGACAAGGACCAAAAUACAAGUAGCAAGCCAUGCACAGAACUCAGCUAUGGCUUCAAUGUUUAAACCCAUGGCGGCAAAAUCCCAGAAAACCUUCAUUCUACUAGCAAAUCUAAUCAAGGUUCCUCCAUUAAAAGCUUUCUCUCUCUUAAAUUCUCCAAAUUUCCAUGGAUUGCAACACACACACGAAUCCAUAUCAAUCCUUCUUCGUCUCCUUCUCUCUGGAAACUUAUACUCUCACGCUCAAUCACUUCUCCUUCAAGUAAUCUCCGGAAAAAUCCAAUCCCAAUUCUUCACAUCUUCCUCUCUGCUACACUAUUUGACAGAAUCAGAAACGUCAAAAACCAAUAUUCGUCUCUACGAGGUAAUCAUCAAUGCCUAUGUUCAAUCUCAAUCCCUAGAUUCCUCAAUCUCUUACUCCAACGAAAUGGUCGAUAAGGGUUUUGUUCUUGGAUCGAAUUGCUUCAACAAUCUCUUAACUUUCGUUGUUGGGUCUUCUUCUUUCAAUCAAUGGUGGUGUUUCUUCAACGAGAGCAAAAGCAAAGUUGUUUUGGAUGUGUAUAGCUUUGGGAUUGUGAUCAAAGGUUGUUGUGAAGCUGGUGAGAUUGAGAAAAGUUUUGAUCUUCUUGUUGAAUUAAGAGAGUUUGGGUUUUCUCCAAACGUUGUUAUCUACACUUCUUUGAUUGAUGGGUGUUGCAAGAAAGGUGAGAUUGAGAAGGCUAAAGAUUUGUUUUUUGAGAUGGGGAAGUUCGGAUUAGUGGCUAAUGAAUGGACUUACACGGUUUUGAUUCAUGGGUUAUUCAAAAAUGGGAUUAAGAAACAAGGGUUUGAGAUGUACGAAAAGAUGCAGGAAGAUGGUGUUUUCCCUAAUCUCUAUACUGUACUUAUAACUGUGUGAUGAAUCAGCUUUGCAAAGAUGGAAGAACAAAAGAUGCAUUCAAAG